Nerophis lumbriciformis (worm pipefish) is the source of this 381-nucleotide messenger RNA. Lineage: Eukaryota; Metazoa; Chordata; Actinopteri; Syngnathiformes; Syngnathidae. The record is from RefSeq and is a predicted model, not a curated record.
GUCGACAUAAUGUCUGUGGCUGAGCCUAUCAUCUCGUCGCGACAGACGCAGAAAGAUGUCAACGGGGUCGCUACGCAAGUAGUCUGCACAGGGUUCAGUAAUUACAUAUUUAUUGUCAUAACCCAGUACGGCAAGAUCGGAACACUUGUUUCCCUCACCCCCGAGUCCAGAUGUGAGGAUUUCAGCACUCCGAUGUAUUCCACCAAAGUGCUGCUUGGAAAGGACGAGCCAAUGACACAUGUGUGUGGCAAAAACUUGGGAGCGUUUGUGUCACAAGAAGCCGGCAACAAGCCCGUCUUAAUGGGACUAGCACUGAAGGACUCCUCUGUAGAUUCAAUCAAGCAGAUAAAAGAACUCAUCAAAAGUUGUCAAGUUUGGUAG